Messenger RNA from Rhizoctonia solani, 618 nucleotides. Its product is annotated as ubiquitin-like Rad60 SUMO-like protein. The transcript is spliced from 11 exons. Gene Ontology annotation, biological process: protein sumoylation. Lineage: Eukaryota; Fungi; Basidiomycota; Agaricomycetes; Cantharellales; Ceratobasidiaceae. Bases 1 to 618 code for a protein of 205 amino acids. Gene Ontology annotation, molecular function: ubiquitin-like protein ligase binding; protein tag activity. The record is from RefSeq and is a predicted model, not a curated record. Gene Ontology annotation, cellular component: nucleus.
AUGGCCGACAUUACUCCUUCCCAAGAUGGCAAAAUGAUGAUUACUAUCACCCAUUCUAAGGGUGCAGCGCCCGACGUGAGAGUGGCGGUCAAAAAGAUAUCUCAGCUUCGCAAAGUAUUCGUGGCUGCAGCGGACCGCUUCAGGACUACCCCAGAUGAGCUUGUUUUCAAGUACAACGGAAACAUUCUUGAAGGAGACCACACACCCAAAAUGCACGAAAUUCCGGAGGGAGGAAUAAUUACCGCGUACCCAGCCGGAGAAGAAGAGCCGAGCACUCAGAACCUCCAAAAUACUCAGGUCAGCAAUGAUGGCGGUUUCGGCGCUAACGAUCGGGAUGACCAAGGCGACCCAUCGGCGUCAGCCAAAAACGAUAAAAUUACCUUGGUUAUUCGUAGCCAAGAGGGGCCUUCUUUUCAAAUCAAGGUCUCACGAACGAAACCCCUCAGGAGUGCAUUCGACAAGGCUCAUGAACAAUUUAAGAAAGCGCCUAAGACGUUCCGAUUCUUCUAUAACGGUACUCGUUUGCAGGAGGACGACACUCCCAAGAUGCACGAAAUGGAAAACAACGACGAAAUUGAUGCAAACAUCCAACAGGUUGGCGGCGCGCCUUUGACUUAA